AGCUGGGACUUGAACCAAGGGCCUUCUUGCUGUGAGGCAAGACCGCUAACCACUGUUCCACCGUGCAGUAUUAAUAUGAUAUUUUUAUCAUAAUAUUAAAAAAUACCUUUUUGUGAGUUAAAAAUGUUUUUUUUUAUUAUUAUUACCAUAAGCAUUAUUAGUAAAAGUAUUUUUUAUCCAUUGGGACUUUAAACUGGAUCCUCUUCCAUUGAAGUGGAACCUUCAACCUAAUCUUUUUUAAUCUAAAAAUGCCAUGGAAGCACACUGAAGGUUCUUAUUGAAUGGAAGUCACAGCAAUUUUUCCUGCACUAAUUAGAUUAACUUUGAUGAACUAAUGCUCUUUUGAUUAGCGCAGUGGCUUCACUGUAAGAGGAUCGAUCCAGUUAGCACGGGGUCUCUCCGGCUUCCCCAGAUCCAAAAAGAAUGGAAUCAGGUUUGAGAAUACGCAAAUAACAAAUUUCCCCACUGUGGGAUACAUAAAAGUAAGUUGUCAGCAGUUGUGCAGGAGCUAGAACUCAAACAUAUGUACAUAUAUACUAACACAACUCAGCGCUUGCAUGUGCUGGUCCCAUGUCCGGAUAAAUGCAGAGGGUUGUCGGAUUUGCAUCGGACAUAAAAACCAAACCAAAUCAAUCAUGAAUGGAACUUUCAAACUGAUAGGGUCGUGGUCCGCUUAACAAGGACCGCUGCCGGUGCUGUUGACCUACAGACUGGAGCUAGGACUAGGGUUGGUGGAGGAAGGAGUGGAUGAGGGCGCGUUCUUCAGUAGGAGCAGAAAAGGAAGGCAUGACUGAAGGACUUGUGCUGCGUUUACACCAAACUUGAUUUGUGCGGCACAUUCCCCUCUGCCGCCUUUUUUUGGCUACGCCGUGAAUUUGCUCCUUCUGGUGCAUCCAGAGGUCUGAUUCCCCUGACAUGAAUUCAUGUGUGGGAGGAGCUACUGUACUAAACGGUAUCAUUGAUACAUUACAUAUUGUAGUUCCCUCUGGAGAGCCUACGAAAUGCGCCGGCGAGCACGCCACAGUAUCAUGAGAUCCUUCAGAGACGCUCCCAGUACGUUGGGCUUCACCAUCGACUGCAGGAACUGCGUCUGAAUGACGGCCAACUACUAACUAAUGUCAACUCAUAUUUAGAACUUUGUAUUUCUUCAGGUGUGUCUCCAUUGGAGACUCCUUCAGGAGCACAGCUAGCAGCUUCAUGGUCUGCAGCUUCAUCCCUGAGGGGGUCACUGCCAUCUGGGAGAGCCUCGUGGGGGAGUUCAUGGCUGUACCUUCUGCAGAAGACUGGAGAUAGCAGAGGACGUCCGUCAGAGGAACUGCUGUGGAUCCCCAGAGGUCAGGGCCGCAGCUCCAGGACAGCGGGGGCUCUUUCAUGGUCCCCCCGUUCAGCAGAUGAACCCCUUCAACUCCAUGAAACCCUCCCUGCCUCCCACUCCACACAGAGCUGACGGAUCCUUCAUAAAUGAGCCAGUCUCCUGGCAACCAGGAACCAAUCAGCACGCAGGAUCUCUCUCUGUAGUAACCACAGUGUGGGGCGUGACCAAUCCCACGCAGAGCCAGGUGUUUGGUGCACCCAUGGGCCCUGGCGAGAGCUCCGGUGGUCACAUGAUGCCCGGCGGCAGCAUGGGCUCCCAGUUCAUGGGGCAGCAGUCGUACGGAGACGCCGUGUCUAAAGGCUACGGCCAGCCGGUCAUGUAUGGACGUCCCGGCGCGGCGUACAACCCUGGUUCAGCGUAUGGAGGAAGUUACUCCGGAAACGGCGGAGGUGCCGGUCUGGGCGUCCGGCCGGCCUCGGAUUUCACCCAGGCCGCAGCCGCCGCUGUUGCGGCCGCCGCCGCCACAGCGACCGCCACAGCUACGGCGACCGUGGCAGCGAUUCAGGAAAAGCAGAACCAGGAGCUGAGCUACGGCCAGAUGGGCGGAGCUUCCUCUUACAGCACCCAGUUCCUGUCUCAUUCGGGCCCCCGUGGCCCCCCAGGGAUGAACCCUGGCGGGAUGGUCCCCUCGCGACAUGGACAGCCGCCCCCCUCUGGGGGCUUGUACCAGUCUCACCCCGCUCAGACUCAGAGGAUGCCUCUGUACGGGGGCUACACGGGGGGGCAGCAGGGCCUGAAGCGGCCCUUCCCGUCGGAGGGUUUUCCGGGUCCGCAGUACGGUUCUGGGGGGAUGUCCGGGUAUCCCGGCCAGCCUCUGCAGUACCCCACCGCUCCACAGCAGCGAUGCGCCCCCUCACCCUCCUACCCCUCCAGCCGGAUGCCCCACAUGGGGCAGUACUCCUCUGGGUCGCACAAUCCGGGGCAGUUCCCCCCCAGCGCCGGCCAGCCCAACCCUCCCCCCCAGUAUUACAAGUCGGAGCCUUUCAACGGUCAGGGCGGUCUGCCGCCGGGGGGAGUGGGGGGCUACAACGCCUUCACCCAAGCAGCGGUGAACGGGCCGGCUCGAGGUGGCGUGAUGCCCGGGUACCCCAGCUCGCCAAUGGGAGGCAACCCCACCCCUCCCAUGACGCCCGGGAGCUCCAUACCCCCCUACCUCUCUCCAGGCCAGGACACUAAACCGCCAUACCUACCACCUGACUCCAAACCCAACAUCAGCGCCCAGCCGCCCCCUACAGGUAAUCCCAGCGACGACCUGCGGCUGACAUUCCCGGUCCGAGACGGCGUUGUGCUGGAGCCGUUCAGACUGGAGCACAACCUGGCCGUCAGUAACCACGCCUUCCAGCUCCGGGACCCCGUCUACAAAACCCUGAUGAUGAGGCCGGACCUGGAGCUGCAGUUCAAGUGUUACCACCACGAGGACAGACAGAUGAACACUAACUGGCCGGCCUCGGUGCAGGUCAGUGUCAACGCCACGCCUCUGUCCAUCGAAAGAGGCGACAACAAAACCUCCCACAAGCCCUUGUACCUGAAGCAGGUGUGCCAGCCGGGGCGCAACACGGUGCAGAUCACGGUGACGGCCUGCUGCUGCUCUCACCUGUUUGUGCUGCAGCUGGUGCACCGACCGUCCGUCAGGUCCGUCCUGCAGGGCCUGAUGAAGAAGAGGCUGCUGCCGGCCGAGCACUGCAUCACCAAGAUCAAGAGGAACUUCAGCAGCGGCACCAUUCCCGGGACGCCGGGCCUGAACGGGGAGGACGGCGUGGAGCAGACGGCCAUCAAAGUGUCCCUAAAGUGUCCGAUCACCUUCAGGCGGAUCCAGCUGCCGGCGCGGGGCCACGACUGCAGACACAUACAGUGCUUCGACCUGGAGUCGUACCUGCAGCUGAACUGCGAGAGGGGGACUUGGAGGUGUCCUGUGUGCAAUAAAACGGCGCUGCUGGAGGGGCUGGAGGUGGACCAGUACAUGCUGGGGAUUCUGGUCUACAUCCAGAACUCCGACUACGAGGAGAUCACCAUCGAUCCCGUGUGCGGCUGGAGGCCGGUUCCGGUCAAACCGGACCUGCACAUAAAGGAGGAGCCCGACGGUCCGGUCCUGAAACGCUGCCGCACCGUCAGUCCGAGCCACAUGGUGCUGCCCAACGUAAUGGAGAUGAUUGCGGCACUCGGGCCGGCGGCAUCGCCGUACCACGGUCUGACAGCAGGGGGCAGAAACACCCCCGACUACAGCCGGCCAGGGAGUCAGGGGUUUUCCAGCCAGUCUGGAUUCACAGACUUCCCUAACACUCCUGGAACGCCGACUCUCGGAGAGUACAGCUCUUCCGGACCCCCACCUCCGCUCCCAUACCAGCCUGACCAGACGCCUCACUCUGGACGGAUGGAGGCCGUUCUGCUGCAGCACCCCACGGGUGUCCAUGGCAACCAGGGCCACGGCGACGCCGGCAGCCCGCUGCCCCAGCGGACCGCCAACACCCAGAAUCCACGGCUGCAGGGCGAGGGCUCCUUCGGUCUGGGCGCUCCGGGGGGGGAAGGGGCGGAACACGCUUUAGACCUCCUCCCCGAACUCACCAACCCGGACGAGCUGCUGUCGUACCUGGGCCCCCCCGACCUCCCCAACAACAGCAGUGACGACCUGCUGGCGCUGUUCGAGACCAACUGAAGCUUCCGGCCUCCCAUCCGCCGUCGCCGGGUGAACGCCCUGCUCUGUGUGUGCGUGAGUGGCAGUGUUGUCGUGUGUCAUUCCGUUCUCUAAGCUGGACUCCGCCCACGCCGCCUGCGACACGUCGACUCAGAAGGUUUGACCAGGAGGAACUCGAAGCUUUUUGAACCAUUUCUGCUGCGAGAGGCAGGGCGCCCCCUGCUGGAGAGUCAUUGUACAGUCACGCUGAGUCCAAACGUACCAAACCAACCUUCUAGCACAAAAACACUAAACUCUGGUGACAUUUUGAUUAAAAGACACGCAAAAACAGCUGAACGUGUCUGCCGUCUGCUCUCCAGACGUCUUCAGUUUGGUCACAGGUGCCGCCUUUCAGUUUUUAAGCUUCACCUACAGGUUUAACAACGCUCCCAUCUAAACAUGAAAACAUAAGAAACUCACAUUUAUAACGUCCUACAAAGCUCAGUGACUCCACCCCCAAACUGUCACCAUAGAAACUGCACAAAACGAGGUUAAAAGAUCUGCUGCGAUGAUAUCCCAGAUCUUGAUGUAAAAUACCAACAUGUCAGAUGAGAUUUUUAUUUUUUUGGAACUGUUUUCAAAUGUAUUUAAACUCAUUCCAGAGGAUUACAGCAGUGGUGUCCAACCCUUUUCAGGCCACAGACCGGCUUCAUGUCAGACAAUAUUUGCACCGACCAGCCAGUACAAGGAUGAAGUUGGCCUAAAAUCUUUUCUUCCUUUAAGCUUCCAGUUUCCCUGAAAAACUGUCACUAUUAAUCCACAUUUGAAGGAAAGACGCCUGGUUUUUGUCUGUUAAGUGCAGAUUUCUUUUAUUUUGAAGUGGAAGGCUCUUCUUCUGUUUCCUCUUUUCUGCCAAAAGAAUCUUUCCGUUACGUUUGUUUUUGUUAACAUGGCUAGCUUGAAGGUUUCCGUUUAUCAGUCGGAGCAGUCGCUUUAAGAAAGUAUGGGAUGAAUCUUCCACACGUGACCGAGCGACUUGACCUGCGUCAGGAAUGAGUUGGAAGUGGUGAAGAGAAUCCAGUAGUUUUCCCAAAAUUAAACGUCUUUCAGAGUCAGAUUAGAAAUAAAACGGAAAGGUGGUGUUUUUGGUUUUUAUCUCUGCAGCCCGGUACCAGCUGCCCAACGGACCGGUACCGGUCUGUGCUCUGGGGGUUGGGGACCACUGAAUUACACAACUUCACACCUGUUUCUUCAGUCUAAUCUAGAAAUGCAGCUCGUUAGAAAACACAUCAGUGACUUUCGCACUGCACCGUUGUUAAGGUGGUAGUUUUUUUAAGGUAGAAAAAAAAAAUUUUCACACACAAACACAGCUGUGUUGAUUAGCAAAUGAAGCAAUAAACAACAGCAGCAUCUUUGACACCAGACUGUAUGUUAACUUUUAGUGCAAGGUCAUGCCUCUGGACUCUCUACUGAAACCAGCCUCAAGUGGUCAUUUGUGGAACCACAACAUUUGGUAUUUCUGGGGUUUGCUUCAUGUUUGUGAAGGGAAUGUGCAAAAACGCUGGUUACUAAGGAAAAUUGGAAAAA
This is a messenger RNA of Oryzias latipes (Japanese medaka), 5573 nucleotides long. RefSeq names its product zinc finger, MIZ-type containing 2 (gene zmiz2). The record is from RefSeq and is a predicted model, not a curated record. Gene Ontology annotation, molecular function: SUMO ligase activity; zinc ion binding. Gene Ontology annotation, biological process: regulation of transcription by RNA polymerase II; protein sumoylation. Lineage: Eukaryota; Metazoa; Chordata; Actinopteri; Beloniformes; Adrianichthyidae. Gene Ontology annotation, cellular component: chromatin.